Molecule: messenger RNA, 4411 nt
Organism: Culex quinquefasciatus (southern house mosquito)
Lineage: Eukaryota; Metazoa; Arthropoda; Insecta; Diptera; Culicidae
Gene: hig
Product: locomotion-related protein Hikaru genki
Exons: 13
Coding region: 645-3329 (894 amino acids)
Source: RefSeq, a predicted model, not a curated record
UCUGAUGACUCGCGAGCUGUUCGGAAGUGUUCCGUCUGACCUCCGGUGGUCCCCGCCCGUAAAAGGCCAGAAUCUGGUCCAGUUGGGGCAAGUGCAGGCCAGUCUUACCUGGCAGUGUGAGUGUUUGUGGCGCUAAAGAGGCGCCUGUGUAAUUUGGGGUUGAUUGCUUUCUGGGGGAAUUACCAGCAAACACACCGGCGGCCUCCAACCCCUUGGCCCGUGGAACCCGUGGUGGCGACGGAGCGUGUCACGGCGGAGAUUAUAUUUCCAUAUCACUUUGGAAUAUUAUUGCCGGUGCUGGUGAAACCUGGGGACGACGACGACAACUGUUUGCACAUCCACACACAACAGUCGAGGGAACGGACGGAACGGUUUCUGCAUGAGCAAACAACAUCCUGCAGGUCCUCUCGUGGCUGCCAACCGGUGGAACCGUUCCGCGUGCCAAGUGCCAAGCCAACUAGAGCGCGUGAAAUUGUCUGCCAAGUGGAAGAAAUCAAAUUUCGUCGAAUAAACCGUGUAACUGUUCACUUGCAGGAAAAAAACGAAGUGUUUCAUCCAACAUACGUAAACCCAUCGGAUUCUGAGAAGGAAGCCAAAAAAAAAGACCCCGUAAAAGUGUGUGUCUGUGCUAAAGUUGAUGGAAAAUGGCGACGGCAACCGGGGAAAUAUGUAAAAUUGAAAUCGGAAAAUGUUUGCUUUUCGUCACGCUGCUAACGAGUGUUUGCUUCCGAGCCAUCCGGAGCGAUGAGGCGGCCGCGUCGGCCCCGGACGCCAACCAUCCGCAACCGUCGGCGGAACCGGAAACCUCCACCGGAUGUCCGCCGCCGGAUCUAAAGGUUUCCCGCCCGCGGAAGCAUUACCCCACCACGGAGGCCCCGUUCGUAACGUUCGAAACUACGCAGAUCUACGUGCCGCAGGACUUUACGACGGCAGACUUUGAGUUCGUGGACGGGAAAAAGUCCGCCGUAGCCGGUAUCAGCCUGGACAACCAGGAGGCCCAACUGACGCACGAUGACACACCAUUCUGGUGGGAGAUGGGCAUCCAGAAUGCCGAAGCUCGGGAAUCGUUGGCCGCGGCCUCAUUCCCAGGAUCGUCGUACAAAAAUCGAGCCAAACGAGCCCUCAGACGUCGACCGGCCCGUCGCUUCCGGCGUUCAUCCCUUUCGGACGGAUCGUACGGCCAGGACAACGCCCUGCACCAGGAACAAACGCCGGUGAUCGUGAUCAACAACGUGUUCAACGAGAACGACAGCGAUCACAGCGUGUACGACAAUGUCUUCCUCAACGGGAACCAGCUGGACGGUGCUGACGGGCAGGACAACGAGGACCGGGAGGAUCGUUACGUGGAUAAGAACGAGAUCGGGGAGGUGCUGGAAGCGGAGGUCGAGGACGACGGACGUGGUGGGGUGGCGGGGAUUAUGGCCCGAGUCAAGCGAAAGUCGGGCAAAACGACGGGUGCGCUGAGCAGGGCCAAGGGAAGUGGCAGCGACAGCGGAGGCAGCAAGAGUAUCACCAGACAUAACAAGCAAGAACACGAUCUAGAUCACCCGGACGACCCGGAGCAAGAGGACCGCGGCAAGGGCGGCCGUACCUCCGAGGACGCCACCCUGCAGCUGCAGGGGCUACCCGACCAGGGUGAUUCCAUGGUACGUGGUAAGCGUAAGUCCGGUAAGGCCACGGGUGCUCUAAGUCGUCCGAAGGGCGGUAGCGAUAGUGGCAGCAAAAGUAUCAAUCGCAAUUCCAACAAAGGAAACUUUGACGAGGACGGAAGCUAUGUUCCUCCGCUGCCGGACUCGCGGGAGAACCCCGACCGGGAAGAGUCCAGCGAAGAGAUCGAGGAAAGUCCCGAGCUGCACCAGUUCCGCGAGGUCUCCGAGGUGCGUUUCCAGGGUGAGGUGGGACCGCUCGGGGGGCAUCGGCUGUGCAAGAUCCAGUGCGUCCGCGGCCACUGGGUGGGACCGGUUUGUGCGAUGAACGAGCACGAGCAGGACGAAAACGGCCAGCUCAAGUUCGAACCGCUGUACAAGCGCUGCGUGGUGGACCACAUUCCGCCGCAUCUGCUGCUGAGCUACAAGAAUGUUUCGGUGACUCUGGGCUGGGAUCUUCCCCAUGGACAUACCUUGCAAGCGCGAUGCCGCGAUUUGGGACUCUACAAACUGCUGGGUGAAACGAAGGUUCUCUGCUCCAACGGACUCUGGGCUCCGAAGAUGCCAUCCUGCGUUCCGACUACACUGCUGACCAAUUAUUCUGAUGAUAGUCCUCCGUCAAUCCGCAUCAAGGUGGGCGUCGGUUCAGCGGCCUACGAGCCUUCCGGUGUGUUAGCAGUCCUUCCAACCAGUACCAUGCACUUGGACUGCAUGUAUCCACGACGCCGAGGAUCUCCCGAGUGGACCUGGACCGGGUGGUUCCGGCAAUAUCUAACCGGUUGGUCUGCGGUUCCAGAGGAGAAGGCCUCCCGCUACCGGCUCACCAUCAAGGACAUCCAGGCGCAGGACUCGGGCACGUACACGUGCGCCUCGCCACGUGGCCUCACCAACAGUAUCGUGAUUGUGGUGGCAGUUUCACAGUGUGCAGCUUUGACCGAGCCAAGACCACCGUUAUCACUACGCCUAGAAGGCAUUAAACUUGGUCAGAGGGCACUUUAUCGCUGCCCACUAGGGUACUCCCUGCAAGGAACAGCGAAUGCAACCUGCUUGGCUUCCGGAAAUUGGUCCUCGCCGCAACCCAACUGUCAUCCGAUCCAGUGUCCGCCGCUUUUCCUGGAAGAUCCGCACCUGAGUCUAGUUGAGCUCAACACCUCGGCCUGGGGACGUGCCGUUUUCCGCUGUGCCUGGGGAUACCGCCUCAGUGGUCCGCCCGGGUUGGAGUGCGAACCGAACGGUCACUGGAGCGGACCCAUCCCAAGAUGUCGUGCGAUCCAGUGUCCGCAGCCGUUGAUUCCGCUGAACGGACGCAUCGACGGAACGAGCGGGCUGAACACGUUCGGCCAGCGCAACAAUCGGUACGCCGUCGGUGCGCUGGUCACCUUUAGCUGCACCGAGGGCCACCUGCUGGUGGGGGAAGCAUCGAUAGUGUGCACCGAAACAGGCUUCUGGUCCCAUCCGCCGCCGUUCUGUAAGGCCCAGUGCCCGUACCCGGGAGAUCCCCCGAAUGGAUUGAUAGCUCCGCUCAAGUUCCACUAUGACCCGGGAGACUACCUGACGGUGCAGUGCCGACCCGGCUUCGUUGAGCACGGAGUCAACGGUGGACCGCCGGAACGUCCGCGCUGUACGCCCGAAGGAGACUGGUCCGGACCGGUGCCCCAGUGUCGAAGCUACGAGGAGAUCUAACCAACCCAAGGAACCCGGACCCCGGAAGACCGCAUUGUGAUAACACAGUAAAGAUUCUAUACAGGAAACUCUUGUAUGACAAGAGGAGCGGAGUGGAUACGGAGCUACGUGCAGCCUGAUCUCGUUACGUAAUCUACGAAUGGUUUGAUGUUUUUUAUGAAAGUACAACUUGAAACGGUUUACCCCAUGUAGAGCAGACAAAAACACACACACACACACACAUAUAUAUAUAGUAUUUGAAGCCAUCCAAGAGACACGUGGUACUGUACCUUAUAGUAGAUAUCAGUAGUUUUCCAAAAUAAGCGUUUAGGACGAGGAUGAGAGCGACAACGCUCCGGAAGCAAUUCUUUGGACGAAUUUACCUUCACAAUAAUUAUUAUCCAACUGCAGCAGAUUUCUAGCACGUAAACCUAGUCGUUUAUUGCGAAUCAGAUAACAUUGUCGACAAAACCGCGCAAUAACAGAGAUUGUUUCUAUGUUCCCACCUAUAUAUAUCAAACAACAGCAGCAACAGCCUAUAUAUCUCCUAACACACAACUCUUGAUCAAUCAUAUCAAUCCAAAUGUAAAACAUUUACUUUGUCUAAAACUCUAUCUAUCAAAACAAAGAAAAAAAAUCUAUGUAAAACGCUUAGAUCACACCGAUCGACACAGAGAACAAACAUACACAAACUCUAUAAUCAAAACCGCUUAACUUACCACAUUUAACGACUAUUCUUACUGUCACGCUUCACUUUUUCAAACUCACAGUUUGUUCAAUAGUUUAAAACAAACAAUGUCAGAAUGAUGGAAUGUAUAAUUCCCAACCACUGACAACAGUUUAGUAAACCCAAGUAAGUUACAAACAGUUUACAAGUUGCAUAAAAAAACAGACUCAAAACAGAUUGUUUUAACAGUAUAAUCAACCUUAAAAAAGGUCCUUCAUUACAAACAUAGCCCUUAACUCUAGAGAAACGCUUGAGUUUGAGUAACUUUUCCGACUAACAGAUGUUCCAUUUAAAAAUCAAAUAUACAUCCCACUGUUACUGUGAAAUCAAUUAUUAUUGCAUGGAGAAAUAAAGUACAUGUAUUAAAAAAAACCUG